This is a messenger RNA of Notothenia coriiceps (black rockcod), 2622 nucleotides long. RefSeq names its product tumor protein p63 (gene tp63). Bases 1 to 1005 code for a protein of 334 amino acids. Gene Ontology annotation, biological process: protein tetramerization; apoptotic process; regulation of transcription by RNA polymerase II. NCBI's taxonomy places the organism in Eukaryota, Metazoa, Chordata, Actinopteri, Perciformes, Nototheniidae. Gene Ontology annotation, molecular function: protein binding; RNA polymerase II cis-regulatory region sequence-specific DNA binding; DNA-binding transcription factor activity, RNA polymerase II-specific. Gene Ontology annotation, cellular component: nucleus. The transcript has 8 exons. The record is from RefSeq and is a predicted model, not a curated record.
AUGUUGUACCUGGAGACGGGCUCCACCACGGCCUACAGUGAGGGUCGAGACAGGAAGGCGGACGAGGACAGCAUCCGCAAGCAGCACGUGACGGACGGCUCCAAGAGCGGAGACGCUUACCGCCAAGUUUCCCACGGCAUCCAGAUGUCCACCAUCAAGAAGAGGAGAUCCACAGACGAGGAGGUGUUCUGUUUGCCUAUCAAAGGCCGUGAAAUUUAUGAGAUUUUGGUAAAAAUCAAGGAGUCCCUGGAGCUGAUGCAGUAUCUGCCUCAACACACCAUCGAGUCGUACCGGCAGCAGCAGCAGAACCUCCUCCAGAAACAGACCUCCAUGCCCUCGCAGCAGUCGUACGGCUCCUGCUCCCCCCCCCACGGGAAAAUGAACAAGCUGCCGUCCGUCAGUCAGCUGAUCAACCCGCAGCAGAGGAACACCCUCACCCCCUCUGGAAUGGGCGGGGGUCUCACCGACAUGACUCCCAUGAUGGGCUCUCACCUCCCCAUGAACGACUUGAGUUCACUGAGCCCCACCCACGCCCUGCAGGCUCAGAUGCCCCUGGUGCCCUCCUCCCACUGCACCCCCCCUCCUCCCUACCCCAUGGACAGCAGCAUCGCCAGCUUCCUUAUUCGGCUGGGCUGCGCAGGCUGCCUGGACUACUUCACAGCACAAGGCUUAAGCAACAUCUACCAGAUUGAGAACUAUAACAUGGAGGACCUGUCCCGGAUGAAGAUUCCCGCCGAGUACCAGCACUCCAUCUGGAAGGGCAUCAUGGAGCACCGGCAGGCCAUGGACUUCUCCCCCCCCCCCCACAUAGUGCGCACCACCAGCGGGGCGUCCACCGUCAGCAUGGGCUCCUCCGAGGCCCGAGGCGAGCGCGUGAUCGACGCCGUGCGCUUCACCCUCCGGCAGACCAUCAGCUUCCCGCCGCGCGACGAGUGGUCCGACUUCUCCUUCGACCUGGACUCCCGCCGCAACAAACAGCAGCGAAUCAAGGAGGAGGGGGAGUGAGGCGUUCAAAUCUCACCCCCAAAUCUCACCCCCAAUCUCACCAACCCCACGUCUGUCAUUUCACGCCUGCUGUACGAACAUUUCUCUGGGUCAGAGUGGUGCAGGGAUGACGUGAUUCUCUAGGCUCUAAACUGGUUCCCUCGCCAAUUGGAUUAUCCCCAAAAGAAUAAUCUCUGUGGCAAACACACGGCUAUGAUACUUAUACGCUUUGUUCAGCAUUUAUUAACACCACUUUUAUUCUAUUUAAAGCAUAAAUGCAAAGGUAAAAAGCUAACGUUAGGCUAUCAAGUAGCUACAGCGCGGUAGCAUGACUUGGCGGCUAAGCUAACGGCGGCUAAUCAGAAACAAGUUUAUUGCCAGGUACGUUUACACAUUAAAGGAAUUUGCUGCACACAUAAACACAAUGUUUAUUUGUUAAAAUGUUUGGCAUAAUGACAUUAAGCAGUCUCGUUAGCCACUUGUUAGCACGGCCAUUUUUAAGACACACAAAAAGCUUCAUACAUUCACCAGAGGGAAAUCAACUGAUACAUGUUAUGGCGUAGAACAAAACCUAAAAAUAUCUACAGCUUGUGUUUACCACAGAUUUUAGUUCAGGCAUGUAAAAUCUAAAAAACUUCAAGACGAGGGAACCCACAAAUGCUGACUCAUUUCUGUGUUUUAGGACUCAUUCCUGCACCACUCUUAGUGCAACAAAAGAACCUGCUAAGCAACAAAAAUCACAUUCACAUAAAAGUGCACUUACUUUGCAUUUUUGUUCUCGUUAAAUCGCCGAGGAAAGCGACACGCGGCGUUGAGCGAGAGUUGCAUUUUAUUACGUUCUAAUUUCUUGAGAGCACUUAAGAAAUGCUGAGGAUUUUCAACUUUCAUUUUCUUUGUAUGAUUCAUUCCCAUUUAAGAGCUUGACUGGAAACCAAAUUGGCGUUAGAGGGGAUUUAUAAGGGCUUUCUUUCUGCAGCGACUAAAUGUAUUUGUAUUGUUUCUGGUUACGCAGGUUAGACACUGGUUUUCAUUUUAAGUCAGCAUUGAUUGUAAACAUUUCAAACGUUUCCUGUCAGAAGUAUUAUGUCAAUUGAUGGGCGAUUUCGUGUUUCUGCUUCUAUAUUUUGCUUUUUUUUUUACGUCUAUUGUGAGAUCAGCUGUUUGUGAAGUAUGUGUUAAAGAGACAGAUGUAGCCACUUAUAGGCGUUUAUGCUCUUGACCCAGUGUUUUUACUAUGACUGAUGUCCUGCUGUGUUUCCGCCUGAUUUAAUGUGGAUUAAAUCAGUUAUUUUUCUACGUAUGAACCAUGUUUUGGGGUUUAUUUCAUUUGAUAACUGGCCAAAACCUGAUAGAUGUAUAUAUAUUUGUAUAGUUCCUUUUUUUUUUUAUAUAAAGUCUCCCUUAUUAAAAAAAGUAAUCAAGCAUAAUGAUGUGAAUAUAAGUCAGUAAGAACAAAGUUUGUAUUGAUUCUCCGUCACCAGCCCGUUGUCUCAGUAGCCAGCAUUAUUAGAACAAGCAGAGCGUUUUUUUUUUCAUGUUUUUGUACAAUGUUUUGUAAAUAUGAUGCAAUAUACCACGGGUAUUUUCAUAUAAAUCUGAAAUAAAUAUCCAUACUUGCUGUAUCGCAUGUUGAAACUC